GCUUCUGUUCAUCAAUCAGGCGAAUGUGGACCAAUAUUCAUAGAAGGCCUUCCGCGAGGCUGUCAGCCUUCCUACUCCAUGUUUAUUGAGGACAGGAACAGAUACAACAUGUCCUGGGAGAACCGUAUUGAUCCAGUGAAUAAUGCUACAUCCAGCAAUCCCACGGCUAGUAUAGGCCCUUGGAGCUUUCAGUCCGCUUGGUCUCUGAAGACUCUGCCCUUUGCAGGCGUGAUUGAUACAUAUUCAGGAGGUGGAUUUGUUCUGGAAGUUGGGGCCAGGGAGGAUCCUACUGAUAAAAUUACUGGGCUUGCUAAAAAUGGAUGGAUUGAUGAUUACACCCGAGCUGUGUUCCUGGAAUUUACUCUUUACAACCCAAAUGUGGACAUAUUUACAGUCGCAAUAUAUUUAUUUGAAUUUACAAAUAGAGGCAGUAUUCACACUUCGAAUCACGAAUUUUCCACCCGUCUAUAUUACUACUCCUCAAGCUACGAGGUAUUCACAACCGCGUGCGAGGUAAUAUUUGUCAUAUUCAACAUACUGUUUGUUUACUGUGAGAUUAAAAAGUACAAGAAGCUUGGAAAAUCACAUUAUUUCUCAGACUUCUGGACAGUAGUUCAACUCGGUCAAAUAGGUCUUGCCUUUUCAAUGCUUAGUGUGUUUGUCCACAGAACACUUACUGUAGCAAGUGUAAUGGCUGGCUUUGAAGCCUCUAACAAAACGUAUUUUAUCAACUUCUAUGGGGCCCUUUUCUGGGACUAUGUACUGACUUACGUUAUGGCAGCUCUUGUUACAGUUGUUAUCAUGCAAACCGUAAAAUUCCUUAGCUUUAAUAGGAAGAUUUUAAUUGUGGCUGAGACAUUACAUUUCAUGAAGGGGACCCUGUUGGCUUAUGCUUUAAUAUUUGGCAUCGUCACUGUCGGCUUUGCGUCUAUGGCAUAUAUGCUGUUUAACAGCUUUUCCUCAUCUUAUUCUUCAUUCAACUCUGCUUGGAAUACAAACAUGCUGUUGUUGCUUGGUGACUCAGGGAUUUAUGAGCUUUUGUAUGAAGCAAGUCCUAUUCUAGGACCAGCAUUUAUAGUGACAUUCGUAAUGAUUUUACAGUAUGGCAUUAUAACGUUUGUGCAGGCAAUUAUAAACAUGGGCAGAAAUGUUACCAAUGCACGACGGAACAGAAUGAAAAAUAGAUUAGAGAUAAUAGAUUAUGUCUCUGGCAAACUUAAGGCUAUCUUAGAUAUUAAGUAAAACAGCCAGUGAAAAUCAUUUGUCGAACGACUGUUGAUUUAUUAUGUCUUGUAAAGGGAUACUGGUGUUUAAUCCACUACUUGAGUGAUGUAAAACAAAUGUAACUGAUGAUGUUUUAUCCAUGCCCAUUUUUUCGUUUUUUGUUUAGCUCGUCAAGAAUGUAUGUACCGAUUAUUUAAAUUUAAUCAACGUGUAUGAAACAUCCAGGGUUGACAGGCCAAUUGUUUGUGUUGUUUUAUCAUGAUUGUUGUUCGGGGUAAAUCUUUUUAUUCUGGAAAAUAUUUUCUAAUAAAUUAAUGAUUUUCACACAAGAUUUUAGAACCUUAUGACUCAACACCUUUCCUCCAUGAUGACAUGAUGACUAUGUGUAGGUGUUUUCCUGUUAUUAACUUGCAAAGUGCAAAUUAAUCAUCUUUGAUUGGAACUUUCCAGAUUAAAUUACAAGCAGCAAAACUUAAAACACAUGUAAACCAAAAUAAACAACAUUCAACAGGUAUGGCUUAGAUUCUACCUUUCAGUCAAAGUCCAGACUGGCCUUGUACUUACACUGAAUGAACUUAAAUUGUUUUAAAAGACACAAAUAUUGAUACAAGCGGAUAUAUGUUGUCAUUUGUUGAUGCUAAGGUCUGUGCCUCAAUUUUAUGCGAAAACGUCAUCAGAUUUUUGUAUAAAUGUUAUUUUGAUGAUGUAAUAAUUGACGGAAAAAAUAAUGAAUCUGCAGUUUUGAUAAUAUAUUCAAUGUCAUAUGUAUAUGCCUGUAUGGCAUUGACUACUGUUGUCUUUAGUGUGUAUUAUAUGUAUGUUUAAUCACGGGCUGAAAGCCUAAUGUAUUAUAAAAUAAACCUUUACACUGUCAGAACUGUAAGGUGUCUAGUGUAUAAAUAUGUGUAUGAGUAAAUGAGAUGGUAUAUAUAAUUAAGCAUCGAGGUUGCUUUGUAUUUGUAUUGUUGCAGUUUGCAUUUUUAAGUAUUUUUCUUGUUAUUGUUAGUUGUGUUACAAUACAUUAACAAGUUUUGACUAAUAAUGUGUAUCUCAGUGUCUUUUAUACAGAUUGACAGUUGAAAUACAGGAUUUACUUGUCAUAUCUGGAGAAAGUUUAAAAUAAUAAUUGUCAUAUACAUCUCCCUUGCUUGUUCGUCAAGGUAACGGUAAGAGUCAUACAUUUUAAUUUCAACUCCAUAGCAUUCGCUUUCCUUGACGUAUUUUAAUAUUUCUUAAGAAUUUAAAUGAUCUUUACAAGUCAUGUCUGUACUUCAAAAAAUGAAAAUUGUCAUUGCUGAAAGCUCGAGACAUUAAACAAGAAUCAUAUAUACCGGUAGUUAUUGUACUUGUUUGUUUUGUUUAAUUGCUGUACAUAUACAUUUAAUAUCACGAGUUGUGUUAUUCCAAUGGAGGAGAAUACAAUUGCUAUAAUGUAUUUUUCAUGCGGUAUAUUUUAUGCCCCCUUCGAAGAAGAGGGGGUAUAUUGUUUUGCUGGGUGUCGGUCGGUCUGUCGGUAGACCAGUUCGUUUCCUAUCUAUAACUUGAUAAUUCCCAUGUGCAUUGGCGUUAGACAGUACAUUGCCCCUAGUAAAAUUUGGGUAACUAGGUCAAAGGUCAAGGUCAUUGUCACUCUAAGUGUGAAGUCGUUUCCGAUCGAUAACUCGUACACUUCUUUACUGAUUGGUUUGUUACUUCCCAUGUACAUUGGCCUUGAACAGUAGAUGACCCUGUUGAAAUUGGGGUUACUAGAUCAAAGGUCAAGGUCUCUGUCACAAUAAGUGUGAAAAUCGUUUUCGAUCAAUAACUCAUCAUAACUAAAUGACUUACAGAUUAAGUUUCAGUUUCAUUCCGGUCCUUUGAUUUUCGGUAUAUAACACUUCCGGAUUUUUUUCCGAAACUCUUUCAGAUUCUUCCCUGAUUUUGGGGUGUGCGUCUGCCCGUAAGACGUUUCAUGCUGAGUUUUUUUUUUAAAUUAAAGCUUAAAACCUCAGUGUUUCACUAUAUUCUAUUUACAUCAGUGUUAAGUAUGCAAUUCAGUUAUUUUACAGUCCAAGGCCGUAACUGUGCCAAAUAUCAUUGAACCAUCACUUCAUCAUGAUGUUUUAAUUGGGAUAUAGCUGCAGUGUGGCUUCAAAGUGAAGUAGUGGGCAUAGUGUUUCACAAACACACAGCUCUUGUUUAUAUUGUUUUGAAAAGUAUUCAUAUUAAAUGACAAAUGAGGAACAAUAAUAAGUAUUAGCAGAAACUCGUAUCAAUAUCAAUUUUGCCUUAUACUUAUUAAUAUAAAUAGUUGUAAAACCUUUUUAGUAGAAAUACUGUUAUUAUGAUGCAAUAUUUAAUAGUUCGGACAAUGUUUGUAGAAGAAUCAAUAGCUUGUUACCUACAUGUAGAUGAUACCUUUCCGUAAAUGUUCUUGUUUUGACCAGUUUAACGUGUUUCGAUAUUAAACAUUUAAAUUAA
Messenger RNA from Dreissena polymorpha, 3684 nucleotides. RefSeq names its product polycystin-2-like. Lineage: Eukaryota; Metazoa; Mollusca; Bivalvia; Myida; Dreissenidae. The record is from RefSeq and is a predicted model, not a curated record. Gene Ontology annotation, biological process: detection of mechanical stimulus. The transcript is spliced from 3 exons. Gene Ontology annotation, cellular component: membrane. The coding region runs from base 79 to 1242 and encodes 387 amino acids. Gene Ontology annotation, molecular function: calcium channel activity; calcium ion binding.